Messenger RNA from Helobdella robusta, 1632 nucleotides. RefSeq lists its product as hypothetical. The transcript has 4 exons. Bases 1 to 1632 code for a protein of 543 amino acids. Lineage: Eukaryota; Metazoa; Annelida; Clitellata; Rhynchobdellida; Glossiphoniidae. The record is from RefSeq and is a predicted model, not a curated record.
AUGUUCUUAUUCCUACCCGUAAAUGCUUUUUCGUUGGGUGUUCAUGUUGGAAUAUCACUUUUUAUGUGGUCACAGGAAGAUACACGAACGAAAUUGUUCUGGGUGCAGUACACCAGUUGGCAGCGAUUCUUUGUGGUCGUUGCACUUUUUAUGUUAUUCUACGUUUCCGAUUGGGCAUUCGCUCUGUUUCUGUAUUUGUUCUUCCCGCUUGUUUUUCUUGCCUUCAUGUCCGGCCUGUUUGUCCACGCGUUUGUUGAAAAUAGCGAGGAGAACCACCUGGUCAUCUGCUUCUCCACAUUUAUCUCACUCCUCUCCGAAUCAACGGCUCCAUUUGAUUUCGUUAGAAGAUGGUACAGAGGGUGCCUCGGCUAUCAGUACUUCGAGACAGCCUGUCGUUUUGUUAAUUGUAGUGGUGAAUGGAUGAAAUUACGUUCGUAUUCAAUUUACACAAUAGUCACGGGCACACUGCUUAUCUGCUUGCUCGGGCCCUACCAUUUGCGACAAAUCGGAAGGGUUGAUUUGAUUUUAUUCAUGUUCAUCGCCGCUCGAAUUUUCGCCGACAAGUCCAUGCCAUAUUGUUUCGGGAGGAUUAUAGCGAUCGUGAGUUUGUACCUUGGGUUUGUCUGCGCUCGACAUUUCGAAAAGGUUCUAUCUAAAGUUUCAGGAAAAAUGAUUCGAAGGACAUCUCUAGUGACUAUUGAAGAACCGCCUGCAGACAGGCAGGUAGAGCCAGGUGCCGUCAUAAACUACAAUCGUUAUUUAGUUGACCCUGAAAACGAGGCAAGCAGUUCGAACCGGAAUAGCACAUCAUCGGAUAUCCCGGCAUCUUCUAACUCGAAUAGGCUCAGAACCGAAUCGGAUGAAUCCGAGAUAAACGCUCCAGUCCUUCCUCACUCUUUGAACCGGAGGCGAUCCAGUCCAAGCCGUCAUUUGCAGUACCUGCAAAUGCUCCACGAACAACAACAACUAGUCAUUCAACAACACGCUCAACAACAACAACCGCAGCAAAACGAUCAGCAGCAGCAACAACAACAACAACAACAUCACGACGAACAACAACAGCAACACAAUGAACAACAACAACGGCAACUCGAUGAACAACAACAACAAUAUCAUUCAUCAACAGAACAACUACAUUCUGCAACAACAGGGCGGCGACAAAGUUUAACGAGCGAACAACAACAACAUCCAACAAACGAACAACAACAACAGCAGCGGCAACAACAGCAGCAGCAGCAACAACAACAGAGAUUUCAACAUCACAGGCACAUAACACAACGAUCACUUAAUGAUAGACGAGUAUCGAUGCCAAAUCUCGACGGCAAGAGACCAAACAUAUACUACAAUGACAAUAAUAGAAAUAACAACAACGACAACAACAACAACCCAAAUAGCAACAAAUAUAACGCGAAUAACAACUUAAACAACAACAAUAAUAUAAAUUACAACAACAACAAAAACAACGAUUACGUAAACAAAAAUAGCAACAACAAUAAGUUAGCGACGGGUUACCGCAACUUUGCGGUUCUUGGCCCGGUUGAUUGGAAUGGCUUACCUCCUUACCUACGUGACCUUAACCUAUCAUAUUUACAAUUUCGAAGUCAGCUUAAAACUUAUUUAUUUGCACGAUGA